Messenger RNA from Pistacia vera, 1068 nucleotides. RefSeq names its product cilia- and flagella-associated protein 97. The record is from RefSeq and is a predicted model, not a curated record. The transcript is spliced from 4 exons. NCBI's taxonomy places the organism in Eukaryota, Viridiplantae, Streptophyta, Magnoliopsida, Sapindales, Anacardiaceae. The coding region runs from base 59 to 709 and encodes 216 amino acids. Gene Ontology annotation, molecular function: protein heterodimerization activity. Gene Ontology annotation, biological process: regulation of DNA-templated transcription. Gene Ontology annotation, cellular component: nucleus.
GGCAGUGUCUGGAUUCUGUAACAGGGCAAAGCAGCUUUGCAGCUGCUGCUCCUAAAUAAUGGGUUCUUCGAAGAAAAAGAAAGAGGAAGAGAAGAAGAAAACCAAUGAAACCAAACCUAAAGUCAAAACACCGGAGAAGAAGAAGAAGAAGGAGGAGGCCAACACCAAGACCACACCGAAGACAACUCCAAAGAAACAUAAUAGUAUCAACAAGAUCAGCAAUGGUGUCGUAAGCGACUCCGAGGAUGUUGCGACACCGAUAUCAAGCAAUGAAUCGCAACAAGAACAACCCCAGAAGAAGAGAAGUCUGGAGCCCAGUAAAAAUCAGCACAGCGGCAGCAAGAAACCCAAGAAAAGCAGUAAAAAACGAGAGCUUGACGAUGAGGAAGAGAAAGAGGACACGAAAGAUUCUGUCUUUCCCAUGAGUAGGAUUAAAAGGAUUAUGAAAACUCAAGGUUUCGAUUCUGCAUUAACUGGGGAUGCUGUUUUUCUCGUUAACAAAGCUACGGAGAAGUUUCUUGAGCAGUUUAGUGAAGAUGCAUAUGCAUGUUGUGUUAAGGAUCGUAAAAAGUCUGUUGCUUACAAGCACUUAGCAUCAGUCGUUUCUAAACAAACGAGAUAUGAUUUUCUCUCAGAUUUUGUUCCUGAGAAAAUAAAAGCUGAGGAUGCCUUGUCAGAGAGGAAAUUAGCUGAGAUAGGGGAAGGAUAGGACCUAGGAAACACGCUAAUGGAGAUGACAAUCCUAACUCUUACCUCAUCUGAGCUGCUUAGACAGUGAAGCUCUAGGCUUGAUUUUGUUUUUGUCCAUAGAAGGAGUAUGCUAUAGUAAAAUGGUGUUGACUAUUCAGCAACUGAAGAUUGGAACCAUGCAUAAUUGUUAACUCUGAUAAUGCAUACAGGAACAUUGGUGCGUCCUCCAUUAAUGCCUUGUGAUUUAACUGUUACUAUAGUUGACGAAAUUAAAUUAUUUAUCAGGAUGGGUAGGUCUAAGUAAUUAUGUCCACUUCAUUUAUGACCACUUCUCACUUUGUAGUUAUUUUUCCUUGUCUUUCAAAUGCUUAAUUUCAG